AUGUUAGCUAAUAGUCUUGUCCGAUUGCAGAUUUUAGAGGAGAGUGAUGGUAUGAUUGCUUUUAUUGAGGCUCGAUCUUCUUUAGUCGAGAAGAUCCUUGAACACCAAUUUGAUGAUGACAAGUUAUGUAUCAUUCGAGAGAAAAUGUUGAGAGGGGAAGCCAAGGAGGUUGUCCUUGAUUCUGAUGGUGUCUUGAAUAUCAGAGGGAUGAUUUAUGUGCCUAAGACAAGCGAGUUGAUUAGAUUGAUUCUUGAAGAGGGCCAUUGUUCUCAAUAUUCCAUCUAUCCGAGAGCGACGAAGAUGUGUCAUGAUCAGAGUCAAGUGUUAGCACCAGUGUCCCGGGGGUAUAUCUCAGAGGAUGCCUAUUCCUACUUGGAAGUGAAGUAUACGACAAAGAAGUUAGCAGAACUUUAUAUCAGUCAAAUUGUGCGACUACAUAGAGUCCCAGUUUUAUUGUCUCUGAUCAAGGUUCAUUGUUCACUCCCUAUUUCUGGAAGGCAUUACAUCAUGGGCUGGAUGGCCCCAUUUGAGACGUUGUAUGGUAGACAUUGUAGAUCUCUGAUCGGAUGUUUUGACUCAGCAGAGAUGGACUCUUUGGAUACAGAAUUGCUUCGAGAUUCUAUGGAUCAAGUUCGUAUGAUUCAGUAUAGACUGUUGACAGCCCAGAGUUGA
Molecule: messenger RNA, 672 nt
Organism: Solanum verrucosum
Lineage: Eukaryota; Viridiplantae; Streptophyta; Magnoliopsida; Solanales; Solanaceae
Exons: 4
Coding region: 1-672 (223 amino acids)
Source: RefSeq, a predicted model, not a curated record